Molecule: messenger RNA, 1124 nt
Organism: Phalaenopsis equestris
Lineage: Eukaryota; Viridiplantae; Streptophyta; Magnoliopsida; Asparagales; Orchidaceae
Product: 14-3-3-like protein C
Exons: 6
Coding region: 98-895 (265 amino acids)
Biological process (GO): signal transduction
Cellular component (GO): cytoplasm
Source: RefSeq, a predicted model, not a curated record
AACCCGAACGGGCCAAGCAGAAGACCGAGAGCGACCGAGUGAGAAUUUUUGUGGGCUGAACAAGGGAUCGAAGAGGAUCCGAAUCCUAUCGGCCGCCAUGGCUUCGCAGGGAGAGCGCGAGAAGUUCGUCUACAUCGCGAAGCUUGCCGAGCAGGCGGAGCGCUACGAUGAGAUGGUGGACGCAAUGAGGAAGGUAGCGAAGCUGGAUGUGGAGCUUACGGUCGAGGAGCGGAAUCUCGUGUCAGUCGGAUACAAGAACGUGAUUGGGGCGCGGAGGGCCUCGUGGAGGAUUUUGUCUUCGAUUGAGCAGAAGGAGGAAUUGAAGGGGAAUGAUCAGCAUGUGAAGUGUAUCAGGGAGUAUAGGCAAACGGUGGAGUCGGAGCUAUCCAACAUCUGCGGCGACGUUAUGACUGUCAUUGACGAGCAUCUUGUCCCUUCCUCAUCUGCUGGGGAGUCAUCUGUCUUCUACUACAAGAUGAAGGGAGAUUAUUAUCGUUAUCUGGCAGAGUUUAAGUCUGGGAAUGAUCGAAAGGAAGCUGCUGAUCAAUCUCUCAAGGCGUACCAAAUGGCUUCUAGCACAGCCGAAGCUGAUCUGUCUCCUACACACCCAAUUCGGCUUGGAUUGGCUUUGAAUUUUUCAGUAUUCUACUAUGAGAUUAUGAACUCACCCGAAAGGGCUUGCCACCUUGCCAAACAAGCAUUUGAUGAAGCCAUAUCGGAGCUGGAUACUUUGAGUGAAGAGUCAUACAAGGAUAGUACUUUGAUCAUGCAACUUCUCAGGGAUAACCUUACUUUGUGGACCUCUGACAUCCCCGAGGAUGAAGCAGAGGAAACUGCAAAGGAGACUACUUCCAAGGCAAUUACCGGCGAAAGGAAAAACGACGGCAUUCAUUAAACUGAUCGUUCAUUGGUCAUUGGGCUGGCUUCCUCUAAUAAAACAGUAAAAAAUUCAUGCUGGUUCUAUGUGUUAUGUUGUUACAAAUUUUAAGUAUUGCAAAAUUAGGGAUUCGUGACUGGCUGAAGCAGCAAAAUAGCGUUUUAGGGUUCUUGCCCAUCAUUUUUUCUUUUUUGUUGUUUAUCGACUAAUGCUUAGGGUUAUUUUUAGUGGAUUUUAAUGCCUUGUU